This is a messenger RNA of Triticum turgidum subsp. durum (durum wheat), 459 nucleotides long. Lineage: Eukaryota; Viridiplantae; Streptophyta; Magnoliopsida; Poales; Poaceae. The record is from the annotation of a GenBank genome assembly.
AUGCUGUCCGCGUUCUCGUCGUGGUUCGUGAACCCGCGCCGCAACCCGCUGGCCCGCAUCCACAUGCUCACCAUCUCCAACCGCCUCAAGAACUACGGCCUGAGGUACGACGACCUGUAUGACCCCUACUUCGAUCUGGACAUCAAGGAGGCGCUCUGCAGGCUGCCCCGGGAGGUGGUCGACGCCCGCCACCAGCGUCUCAAGCGCGCCAUGGACCUCUCCAUGAAGCACCAGUACCUCCCCGACGACGUCCGGGCACUACAGACACCAUUCAAAAGCUAUUUGAGCGACAUGCUGGCUCUGGCACCAUACAUCGGCGGCUUGCCAGGCCACGAGGCAGAGCAGCGGGUCCGCGCUGAAGACGAGGCCCAACCACCAUACCAAAUUGCCGACACCUCCUCAUCCUGCCGCCAUCACCAUGGAUCUGGUAGCUUAGCUAGCUUGCUAGUACUUGAUUGA